GCGGGAUUGCUUUUUCAGUUUUUCAAGAAAAGAAGCACACAGACCCACCACAAGCCACAAAACGAAGGCCUCUUCUUCUCCUCUGUUUUUUCUUUACUUCUUUGUCUGAUAAAACUGUCAUCAACCCCCUCCUCUUACCACUCUCUCUUCCCCUUCCUACUUCUUUUUUCCUUUCAUUUUUUCUUUUUCUUUUCCUUACAAAUAUUUAAUAUAUAAAUAAUUGAUAUGUGUUGAAAAGAACUGAAAGAUUCCGUCUUGAUCGUUUGAAUCUAUGGAACAGCUUGUCAACUUCAUCAUCCGCCCUCCAAGAGCUGAAUAUGAUCCCAAAAGUGAUUUAUUGGAACGGGAGUUCAUGCUGAAAGGGAAAUGGUAUCAACGGAAGGAUGUAGAGAUAAAAAAUAGUCGGGGUGAUGCUCUUCAAUGCAGCCAUUACAUGCCUAUAGUCAGUCCUGAAGGAAAGCCUCUGCCAUGUGUAAUAUAUUGUCAUGGAAACAGUGGAUGUAGGGCUGAUGCCAGUGAAGCUGCUAUAAUUUUACUUCCCUCAAAUAUUACAGUCUUUACUCUCGAUUUCUCGGGAUCUGGAAUUUCUGGAGGGGAGCAUGUCACUCUAGGCUGGAAUGAGAAGGAUGAUCUGAGGGCUGUGGUCAAUUAUCUGCGGGAUGAUGGAAAUGUCACUUUGAUUGGCUUGUGGGGUCGCUCAAUGGGAGCUGUAACUAGCCUUAUGUAUGGAGCUGAGGAUCCUUCAAUUGCAGGGAUGGUUUUGGACAGCCCCUUUUCUGAUUUGGUUGAUUUGAUGAUGGAACUUGUAGAUACAUAUAAAGUUCGUCUGCCAAAGUUCACAGUGAAGUUUGCAAUCCAGUACAUGCGAAGAACAAUCCAAAAGAAGGCUAAAUUUGACAUAAUGGACCUCAAUACUAUUAAGGUGGCAAAAUCUUGUUUUGUUCCAGCUCUACUAGGGCAUGCCAUUGAUGAUGAUUUUAUACAACCCCAUCACUCUGAUCGUAUAUUUGAGGCAUACAUGGGAGACAAAAACAUAAUUAAAUUUGAAGGAGAUCAUAAUUCUCCGCGUCCUCAGUUUUACUUUGAUUCCAUAAACAUAUUUUUUCACAAUAUUUUGCAACCUCCAGAAGAUGAGGUUGGGGAAUCAUUUUUUGACACUGUGAAUGAUUACUUUGGUAAGGAUGUUUGGAGAUCUGUGCAUGAAGUAGGCUACAACAAUGAAUCAUCAUCUAAAAACAAAGAACCAUCAACAAGCAGUACGGUAGAUGCUAUUAAGCAGGUCCGUUCAAGACGCCCAAUGAGUAGGAUGGAGGUUCCAUCUGAUAUUUCAAAAGAUGAACAUCGUGAACAUGAGCUCGAAGAGAAGUGUGGUGAUCUUUCCCCAUCGUCUUCAUCAAUGAUAAGCUUUGAAUUGUCAAAUGGUGAUCCUUUUGGCCCCCAUGUUCCAACCACGUUGGAUGAUGAUCAGUAUGUCGAAUAUCAACUAGAAGACCUUGCAGGUUUUCCAUCCAGUGCAGAGGAGGAAGAAAGAAUGUUCAUGGAAGCAGUGAUGGAGUCACUGAAGGACCUGGAAUUACGAAAUCCACAGACAGAACAACCAACAGCCAGCAGUGUUAGUACCGUAUCCGUAGAGCCAUCAGAUAAACACAGCACAGAUGUUUCACAGGAGAUUUCUAGGCCUAUGGAGACAGAAUCCUCUUUAGUCAAAAGCUCUGCCGAUUCGAACUCUAAAACCAGUUCCACUACAUCAGAAGAAUGUGUGCCACUGAAAGGUGAGUCAAAUUCCGUUGCAUUGAAUCAUUCCCAAAAUGUGGUAGCCGAGCCAAGUCCAGUACCAAGCCUUUCCCCGCAGCUGCCACUAGCACCAGCGGACACAUCAUCAGUAACCGAGUCUGGCAAUGUGGGUGGAUCUGCUCCCAGUGAUAGUUCUGCAAGAUUACAAAGUUCAUCAGAGACGGACGUAUCACAUAAUACAAAAGCCACGGUAACAGUUGUUCGGAAUCCGGCAGGCCAUGCCAUGGACGGCUUAAUGCGGCGUUGGGAUUUCAAUUUUUUCAAAAGUAACCGAUAGAUAAGAUGAGAGAUUCUCAUUAUCCAUUUGUUAGUUAUACAUUGUUUCUGUAACUAUAAAAAAUCAUAGUUUGUACGAAAGAAAUAGGUUGCUCGUGUGUAAAUUUAGUAUGUUUAGAUUCUUAACAAAUCAUCCAAUAUUCUUUGACUGUAAAAGUGAGAAUUAUCAUAUUUUGAAUUGUUUUGUUUUUAUGAAUUUAAAUGGGAAACAAUCUUUUUCCACCUUUGUACUAAUCAUUGAACAAAGAUUGUGGAUAUUCCU
Messenger RNA from Abrus precatorius (Indian licorice), 2332 nucleotides. RefSeq lists its product as uncharacterized. NCBI's taxonomy places the organism in Eukaryota, Viridiplantae, Streptophyta, Magnoliopsida, Fabales, Fabaceae. The coding region runs from base 272 to 2071 and encodes 599 amino acids. The record is from RefSeq and is a predicted model, not a curated record. The transcript has 14 exons.